AUGGGACAACAUCCUAAAUAUCGUGAGCUCCAAGCCGGCGAGAAAAGUGACGGAAAUAAUGCUGGCUUUUAUAAUCGACAUGAAAGAAGGGACUCGUCCUCAAGCGCCGGCGAAGCAGGCAGUCUAAACAGUCGCCAGCUUCCAGAAGCUUCGCCGACUGAUGAUGCCAGCUCCGAUGGAUCUCCAGUAUAUGACGAAGAAGCUCCCCAGGAUUCUCCAGUCCACCCCAUUGAUGAAGAGCUCCCCAAAAUGUUAGCGGACAAGUUGACGGUGGAGUUCAAGGCAACCCUGCCAGCCGACAGUGACCUUCUCGAUGAGCAACCGCUGAUCCUGAAAAUGCCCCAUUUCAUAAAAGUGGAAUCCAAGGCUUAUGAUCCUCAAAACUUCAAGAAUGCCAUGACUCGAGAGGAUUUGAAGGACGAACAGGCACGCGACGACUUCAUUAAUCGCUUGAAGACAACAGUGAGAUGGCGAAUGGGCCCGAAUAAUGAAAUGGAGUCGAAUGCGAGGAUUGUUCGCUGGUCCGAUGGCAGCGAAACCUUCCAUGUGGGCGGCGAGGCCUUUGACAUAGUGCACCAUCCGGUGACCAACGACCAGAGUCACUUGUAUGUCCGCCACGGUAGCUAUUACCAGCCCCAGGGGCUCAUAAAAGACAAACUGACCCUGCGUCCCAAGCUGGACUCAGUCUUCGGACAGAGUCAUGUCCAGGGAUUGCGUAAUCGCGCAGUGAAUAAACCGAAAACGGGAGGCGUGAAGGUGCUAACGGACAUGGGGGCUGAUCCUGUGCAGGAUCGUGAGCGUCGCGUCAAGGAGGAAAUGGCCCAACUGCGACGUGAGGAGCGUGAGGAGCGUGACAAGCGCCGCUACCCUCAGUUGAAUCGGCGAAAGCCGUCUGUUCUGCCCACGCCUCACUGUAGCACCCCCAACGAUUGGGAGGAUGGGAACUACACCCAAUCCGUAAGCUCUGUAAAUUCUAAUACAUUGUACGAGCAGGAAAAUUAUGCCAGUGUAGAUGAGUUUGAUGAGGACGAUAGACCCUCGAGCAGCACUUUGAAGCCCAAGAAAGUUCCCCAAUCAAAUUCCAACGAGGGUCUCCUGAUCGGAGGAGCAAAACGCAAGACCAAGCCUGUAGUAUAUUCAAGCUCAGAUGAAUUUUAA
Molecule: messenger RNA, 1158 nt
Organism: Drosophila takahashii
Lineage: Eukaryota; Metazoa; Arthropoda; Insecta; Diptera; Drosophilidae
Product: another transcription unit protein
Biological process (GO): transcription elongation by RNA polymerase II; positive regulation of transcription elongation by RNA polymerase II
Cellular component (GO): nucleus; Cdc73/Paf1 complex
Molecular function (GO): RNA polymerase II C-terminal domain phosphoserine binding
Source: RefSeq, a predicted model, not a curated record